GAGAAUGAUCUCACGACAGCGAUGACGCACUCUGUGAUGCGCUUGGACAUGGCGACGUGGAUCAGAUCAGAUGGUCUUCGAGCCAUUCGUAGCAUGGAGUGGAACCAAAUCAGACAGUGACACUUUGCUCUCAGCCAUUUCGACGACGAGCGAGGUGAAUGUGGAUUUUCUCGAGUGUUUGUUUGUUUAGUAUCUGAAGAAUAGCACCGGAAGGUUUAAGAGUUGUGGUGACAGGAAAUGUUGCAAAUGUACCCGAGAAUCGCCGCGUCUGUCGUAAUUGGACGCUGAAGGUCGAUCGAUUGUCUUCGACUACCACCAUUUCAUUCGGCGAGGCUCGUCAGUUACGAUCGUGAAUGAAAGGAUGGUAGGCAAUCGUAUUGGACAUUCGCACGAGGAAUUGGACGUACUGCACUCUUUGCAAACCAGAUCAAUCCUCGGACUUUUUCUUUGACAGCUAGAUUGGCCUCACGAAGAAGACUCAAAAUCUGACCCGAGCAGCAGAAAGCCAGGAGGCCAAUUUGACUCGACACAGCGAGAAUCAGAAGGUGCCCGGAUUUGUGAAAAUCGGUAACGGAGGAUGCUGCUUACCUUCACUGACUGAAAGAGCAAGCUCCAAAGAGUGCCGCAAGAAUCAAGAAUUUACCGGACUGGACAUUGAUCAUCUUCGCAUUCCUCUCCACGGGCACAGAAAAGAAUUUCGCAACCGCAACAAAUGCUGCGGCCCCAGACAUCCUCUUGAAGCCAGGCGUCCAUGUGGUGAAACUCUACUCCGGAGCAUAUCCCAAUGUGAUAAUCACUCUUGCAUCAGCAUUCCCAGCGAUUCCAAUUUCGCCCCAACCUAAACAUUGAUAUUGUCGGCACGACACUCUUGGUAACAUCCCGAAGGCUUAAGAUCGAACGGAAGAAAAAGCAAGCGGAGCACGAGACCGAAGCACAACCACAAGCGCAGCUCGAAAGGGAAGGGCUCAAAGGCCAGAGGAUCAGAAGGCGAGCCCAAGGCCAACUAAGACUCGAAGCAAGAUGGAUGAUCCGUUUAAAAUGCGGACGAGGAAGAAGUACUGUGUUAUGGUGCAAACCAACUUCAGGGAAGAAGAAAGUCAGCAUUUGUACUCAGAUUGUGCGUAUCAUCCUGAGCCUGAACCAGAAUGCUUCACGAACGGAGUUGGGCUUCACUACCCUGAAAUCCGGGAAAAAGAAAUGUCUCCCGAGUGCGAUUCCGUUUGCUACGAGAAAGAGGAGCUUCCUUGGUAUCUGUCGACCAUGAACAAAAUUCCUUCCUACAUGACGAAGGUGGUCUCAUCGAAGUCUCAGAAGAAACUUGAACUCGUCUUUCCUCACAGAAACAAGCCGCCUUUCCAAACACCCAACAAACGAACCAUGGCAGAGCAAUACGUGAUACUGGAGCCAUUCCAAACUUUAUCAUAUCAAGGACUGGAGUACCUAGAAUCAUGUUUAUCUUUCGAAUCCAUAUUGGACAAGCUAGAGACGGGUGGCGGAGAUCCGUCUGAAAGCAGAUCGAGAGCUGUGGCUCUGCGUUUGCUUUUGCGACUGCCUGCACAACCACCCGGCGAACUUGAAGGACCACCCACAACAUCAGGCAGACUUCACAGCAGAGUCCAUCUGAGUGCCAAGGGCAAGCAUCACCGAGUGUUGACACCGAGAUGUGACACAACUAUAAUUCAGCAGCUCGGAAGAAAGAGCGCUAUCGUUCUCUUGCAAAAGUUUUUGAGAGGCCGGGCGAAGCAGAUGUCCAUGACAAAGACCAAAGCACGAUGGGAGGAAUCGUACGACGAGCUAAAUGGCUUCGACCAAUGCUAUAAACCUGAAGGCAUGCAAUGUGGGAUCGACUUGGACAUCAGCAUAACCAAGAGAGUACUUGUAAGAGCAUUUGUUGGACAGAUUCUAGGAGCUAUGUUUGAACCUCUCGUUAACAAGUCUGGUGUACCGUCAUCCCCUCCACUGACUGGUACGACGAAAUAAUUCCGAGCUCCAGUUUAACAUUCUGGUGUCAACCCAUUUCUAUAUAUCAUCAAGCUCGACAAAAAAGUGAACUCUUUCAGUUGAUUUGCCUCAUCGGGCAGGCAGAAAUUUUAUGACUCUUAACAAGAACUUGAAAUCAGAGAACAAUAUCUGCAUUACAGUAUCUUGUGGAGUCAAUCUUUUUUGAACCAGCAAACAGCACAAAAUCGCUGGUGGAGAGAUAAGGCGACCAUGGUACUCUUCUUUCAAAGUCGUUGCUUGAUGAUGAUCAGCAGCAAUACUCACUUCGCUUUUGCUUUUCACGUAUUUCUCGGAUUGAUUGCCUACAAAAUUUGUAUUUGGCAAGCACUAUCUUUUUGUUGGGCAAUUCAAAGUCUUCGCUCUAGUCUCAAGUUUUACAAGUUUCAGGUCUACUGGGCUUGAGAUUACUUCAACUCACUUGGAACGUAUCUUACAUGUAGGUCAG
Messenger RNA from Marchantia polymorpha subsp. ruderalis, 2446 nucleotides. The record is from the annotation of a GenBank genome assembly. Lineage: Eukaryota; Viridiplantae; Streptophyta; Marchantiopsida; Marchantiales; Marchantiaceae.